Molecule: messenger RNA, 4253 nt
Organism: Zeugodacus cucurbitae (melon fly)
Lineage: Eukaryota; Metazoa; Arthropoda; Insecta; Diptera; Tephritidae
Gene: Mdr49
Product: multidrug resistance protein homolog 49
Exons: 10
Coding region: 186-4094 (1302 amino acids)
Biological process (GO): transmembrane transport
Cellular component (GO): membrane
Molecular function (GO): ABC-type transporter activity; ATP binding; ATP hydrolysis activity
Source: RefSeq, a predicted model, not a curated record
AAUAAGACGCUUUUGUUGGCGCUAUGGCUUUCUCCCAGAGAUCAUUAUAAUUAGCGGUAUCGCUAGCCAAUAUUUCCAUUCAUUUGGAGCUGAGCGAGGACUUCAGUCGCGUUUGAGCGCUCGUGUUGAUUAGACGUGUUGACGAAGAUUUCUGCGAAAGACUACUUCUCUGAAACAGCAUCAAAAUGGUUAGCAGUAGCUAUAAUGUUUCAAUGCAAGGUCCUCCAGAGCCUGCGGAAGACUUAAAAAAAUCAGAGAGUUUACCGGGACCAAGUGACUUUCAGGCAACACAAAACAAGAGUAGUACUAUAGAAAAGAAUUAUCCUUAUUCGGAGUUGUUUCGUUAUGCAACAAUAUGGGAUCAUUUGACCAUUGCCAUCGGUGUGUUGGCGGCAUCGCUAGCUUCAGUUUGCGUACCAUACAAUGUCAUCAUUUACGCCGAAUUCACGACGCUGCUCAUAGAUCGCGAUGUGGGUAACGGUACCUCAACGCCUGCGCCGAUUUUGAAUAUUUUCGGCGGUGGUAAACAGCUUACAAGUGCGACUCAUGCCGAGAAUAUGCAGGCGGUUAAAGAUGAUGCGUUGGCUUUCGGUUUGGGCACGGUGGCUGGUUGCGUUGUCCAGAUGUUGCUAUUAAGUUUGGCGGUCAAUAUGUUGAAUACAGUGGCAUUGAAACAGAUUGCGCAGAUACGAAAAUUAUUUUUGGAGUCUAUUUUGCGUCAGGAUAUGUCUUGGUAUGACACUUCCGCUGGCAAUACAUUUGCCAAUAAGAUGACAGAGGAUUUGGAUAAAAUGAAGGAGGGAAUUGGCGAAAAGGUUGCGAUGUUUGUAUUCCUUAUAAUGACGUUUGUAGCGGGUGCUAUCUUCUCAUUUAUCUAUGGCUGGCUCUUAACACUCGUAGUGCUCAGUUGCUGUCCGUUUAUUAUUGUAUCAACGGCACUGGUGGCUAAAAUUCAGGGGACUUUCACAGAAAAGGAAUUGAAAGCUUACUCGAAUGCCGGUGCGGUCGCUGAAGAAGUCUUCUCGGGCAUACGUACGGUAUUUGCUUUUAGCGGCGAACGCAAAGAAACGGAAAGAUUCGCCAAAUUGCUGGUGCCAGCUGAGGUGAUGGGUCGAAAGAAAGGUUUUUACUCCGGUGUCGGCGCUGGCGUUAUGUGGUUCAUUAUUUACAUUGCCUAUGCGAUAGCUAUUUGGUUUGGCAUUCAAUUGAUAUUGAAGUACCGCUAUAUGGAUGAGAAAGUAUAUACCGCUGGAUCGUUAGUUAUUGUACUAUUCAGUAUUAUAAUGGGUGCACAGAACUUGGGCUUCUCAUUGCCCCAUGUGGAGGCAUUCGCCACGGCAAAGGGGGCGGCACAAAAUGUCUUUGCCACCAUCGAUCGCACGUCAAAGAUUGACCCCUUGAAUGAGAGUGGCGCCAAAGUGGAAAAAGUUGUGGGUGAUAUAAGUUUCGAAAAUUUGCAUUUCCGUUAUCCCGCACGACCAGACGUACAAGUACUUAAAGGGUUCUCAUUAAAUGUUCGCGCUGGCCAAACCGUUGCAUUAGUGGGACCAUCGGGUUGUGGUAAGUCGACCACAUUGCAGCUGCUGCAGCGUUUCUAUGAUGCACCGAAUGGUUGUGUACGUCUCGAUGGACGUGAUUUGCGUGAAUUGAAUGUAGGAUGGUUGCGUGCACAGAUUGGUGUAGUCGGUCAAGAACCAGUGUUAUUCGCUACCACCGUUCGUGAGAAUAUACGUUAUGGCAAACCCUCGGCAACACAUGAAGAAAUUGAGAAGGCCGCCCGUAUGGCCAAUUGUCACGAAUUCAUUGUCAAGCUACCAAGCGGUUAUGAUACGAUGGUGGGCGAACGUGGUGCGCAAAUUUCUGGUGGCCAGAAACAGCGUAUAGCCAUUGCACGUGCACUCAUACGAAACCCCAAGAUAUUGUUGCUGGAUGAGGCGACCUCGGCUUUGGAUCCCACAUCCGAACGUCGUGUGCAGGACGCACUUGAUGUGGCCAGUCAAGGACGUACCACCUUGGUGGUGUCACAUCGUCUUUCGACAGUGACCAACGCUGAUUUGAUAGUAUUUGUUAAAGACGGUGUUGUUGCUGAGCAGGGUACACACGAUGAACUUAUGCGCUCCGGCGGACUUUACUGCAAAUUGGUAAUGAUAUCGAAACGUAAGGAAGAAGAAGAGGCGUUAGCGAACACCUCCAAAACAGUGCGACAGCGUAAGCAACAAUUGCAAGUGGAUGAUAACUCCGACGAUGAAGAUGAAACGAGUAUGGACGAAGCGGACACGGAAAGCGUUGCAAGCAGAAAAAAAUCGAAAAAGAAGAAGCCUAAGGCGGAAAAGCAUAAGAUUACUUUUGGACAACUGAUGAAAAUGAAUGCUCCCGAGUGGCGUUACAUACUAAUCGGCUGCAUAGCGGCCAUGCUGCAUGGUGCUACAUUUCCAACAUGGGCUGUGCUCUUUGGUGACUUCUUUGGCAUUCUAUCCGAUCCCGACGACGAUUACAUCACAAGGCAAUCGAUAUUCUUUGCAAUUUUCUUCGUCAUUAUUGGCGUUAUAAGCGGUGUUAGCUCACUUUUACAAACCUAUAUGUUCAGCACCGCGGGUGUGAAAAUGACAUCUCGUCUGCGUAAUGAUGCGUUCAAGGCCAUAAUAAGGCAAGAGGUCGCCUACUUCGAUGACCAACGAAACUCAGUGGGUGCGCUAUGUGCACGCCUCGCCGGCGAUUGUUCGAACGUGCAGGGUGCAACGGGCUCGCGCAUUGGCAUCAUUGUGCAAGCCAUCUCUACACUAACUAUCGGCGUAAUUCUAUCGUUCACAUACUCUUGGAAUUUGACACUGGUCACCUUGGUUACUGUGCCGCUCGUGUGUGCUUGCAUACUGUUCGAAGCACGAUUCAUGGAGGCGAGCACGCAUACAGAGAGAUUGGCAAUUGAAGAUGCGUCGCGUGUUGCAGUGGAGGCAAUAGCUAACAUACGCACCGUAACCAGUCUUGGACAGGAACGCUAUGUGCUGCAGCGUUAUUAUGAUCAAAUAGACAAAGCUGAUAAGGCGUGUCGCAGGAAGGUGCGCUACCGUGGUUUGGUGUACGGUAUGGGGCAAACGGCACCCUUCUUAGCCUAUGGUAUUUCUUUGUAUUACGGUGGUAUUUUGGUAGCCAAUGAUGGGCUCCCCUAUGAAGAUAUUAUAAAAGUUUCCGAAGGUCUUAUUUUCGGCUCCUGGAUGUUAGGUCAGGCUCUAUCAUAUGCGCCCAAUGUUAGUGCUGCCGUACUUUCGGCAGGACGCUUACUAAAACUGUUUCAACGCACACCCGCCUUGUACAAUCCGUCAGAUAAACCAUAUAACACAUCCAUAAAAUCUGAAGGCGACAUUACUUAUGAAAACGUCGAUUUCAAUUACCCCAAUCGCAAAGGCAUAACUAUCUUGCAGAACCUUAGUUUAACCAUCAAAGGUGGCACUACAGUGGCUUUAGUCGGACCUUCAGGUUCAGGCAAGUCCACAUGUGUACAACUACUGUUACGUUAUUAUGAUCCUGUUCGUGGUGAAGUCAAUGUGAGUGGUGUACCAACAACGGAAUUCCCAUUCGAUAACUUACGUGCCGGCAUGGGUCUAGUUUCACAAGAACCCGUUUUAUUUGACCGGACCAUUGCUGAAAAUAUCGCCUACGGUAACAAUUUCCGCACUGACAUCCCUAUGGCUGAAAUUAUUGAAGCAGCGAAGAAAUCGAACAUACAUCAGUUUAUCACCUCUUUGCCACAAGGCUACAACACGCGUCUGGGCAGCAAGGGCGCUCAAUUGUCUGGUGGUCAGAAGCAACGCAUUGCCAUAGCACGCGCUAUGGUACGCAAUCCGAAGAUAUUGAUAUUGGACGAGGCUACGUCGGCAUUGGAUAUGGAAAGUGAGAAGGUGGUGCAAGAAGCACUGGACGCGGCGCGCAGUGGUCGUACUUGUCUGACCAUUGCGCAUCGACUUACCACAGUGCGAGAUGCGGACCUCAUAUGUGUGCUGAAGAAAGGUGUGGUAGUGGAGAAAGGCAAUCACGAAGAAUUAAUGGCAUUGAAUGGCAUCUACGCCGAGUUGUAUAUGAUGCAGCAAGUAGCCUAAUGGCUGGAUCAUCUGGGCAGUUACGUUAUAUGUCAUUAAUUUGUUAUUCAAGAUAACCUGAUAUUUAUGUACAUAAAGUUAAGUCGAAUGUAACGUAGCUUUAACUUUAUUGUUAUUUUUUAAGAGUAAACUAGAUAAAUACAUAGAAUUUUAAUUUAA